AUGGAAAUAAGCUUUGGUGGAGCGAACGGGUGCCGUUUUAGCGUUUUGGGGUUCGUGGCGAGACCAAUUUCGAAAAAUAGCGCGCAAAAUGGAGAGACGCGAGACAUUUUUGUGCAUUUGUGCGUCACCGUGUUUGCACAAGUCAAUACAGUAUACCAACCGCGAACCGAGUGCCAAAAAAAUACGUGUUUUUCAGCUUCACAAAAAUGAGUCAAGGAGGCAGAAGCAAUUAUCAAAUCCAACCCAAAGUAAAACUAUCAAAAACCAGCGGAAAACAGAAUGGUUACAUGAUUUGGAUCAGAGAAAGGGGAAGAAAUGAUUUCCGCCAACGAAAAGGAUGUAAUUAUAACACAACUAACUUGGAACAUCAAGCAGAAAUGGGAAAAUUGUGGAAUGAAUUAAGUGACGAAGAUAGGCUUUUGUAUAAAGAAAGAGCAAAACAUGCGAAUUCGAAUCCUGAAGAAGUGACGAGAAGAAGACAUGAAACAAAUCGAUGGAGAAGAGAUCAAUUGCAUAGAAAUGCUGACGUGUUUCUUGACAGAAGAAAUGAGCAUUAUAGUGAACUUGUAAGACGUCAGGAAUUCAAAAGAAAUCAGCGGGGAAUGGCGAAGAUUCCGGAAAAAGAAACACCGUGGACAAGAUUUCCAACUUUCGAUGAGGAUAUUAAAAUCAAACGAAAAGCUGACAGAGAACAUCUGAAAAAUGUUGUAACUUUUCGAACAUUGGGAAGACUUGAGAAUCCUUUCGUCACAAAUCCAAAGAAAAAUACUUUUCAAAUAAUAUCGGUGUUUCCCAUCACAUUUCUAUGUAAAUCACAAUUUUCCGAAGUUUUCACAUAUCCUGCCGAGAUUUCUAUAAUGACAGCGGACCUUAAACAUGGAAUUAUUGAUUUGAAAUCGAUUCAAGUCGAGUUUCGACCAGAUCUUUUUUAUGGAGAAAAUCAAGAGGAUUUUGAAUUGGAUAGACAAACAAGGCAGAUUUAUAGUUGGUGGAAAUUUAGAAUUUUUCAGAAAAAAAAAAUCAUAUAUUUUAAAUUUUCAGCCGAAUGUUUGGGAGUUCCUUCAAGUGGUCCAAGCAACGCUUUAUCACCAGAACAGGCGCAUCGAUGGGUUAUUGCGAAUACGGAUAAAAGUUAUUUUCAACUUUGCGAUUACAAACAAUUCACAUGGGUUGUAAGUAGUUUUAUAUCUACUAUUUUAAGUUCUCAUCCAAAUUUUCAGACGCAAGGUCUUCGAACCUUAUCAAUAAUCGCCGGAUUUGCUGCGCGAAAAGAUUUCGAAGAGCACAUUGCUAAUAGACUUGUGACAAUUCAGGAUUUUGCCAUUGAAAUUAUCGCAAACACGUCGUGUUCGGUUUAUGAGAAAUGGAAUGAGGAGGAUAUUGAAGAGGCGUUUUUGGUGCGGUUAAUAACAUGAGCAACAUUAUUUUUAAGAUUGAAAUAAUGAUCUUUAAAAAAAUCCAGAAAAAUUAAAGUUCUGAAAUUUGCGCCCGAAUUCUUAUAAAUUGCGAAUUCACAAUUUUCUAGGUCUCGAAGCGAUUUUCAGAUUUUCCGCUUCAAGACCUCAAAAUACUGUCCAAGAUUUUCCUCUUUUUUAGUAUCAGAAUAAUGCUCUUAACAUGAGCAAUACCUUAAUUAAGAUUAACAUGAGCAACAUCCUUUUUAAGCUUAAAAUAAUGCUCUUAACAGGGCCAACUUAUUUUAAGGUUAAAAAGCGCUGAAUAAUAUGAAUUUAGUGUCAAAAUAAUGAUCUUCACAUGAGCAAUACCUUAACUAAGAUUAAUAUGAGCAAUGUCGGCUUAAAACAAUUAUCUAACAUGAGCAAUACCAAAAAAAUGAUAAACCACAAAAUAUGCUUUAAUUUUCAAAAAAAAAGUUUUCUAGCUAUGAUGCGCCUUUAAAAGCCCUUAAAAAUCACUGGAUUAACAUGAGGAAUAUAAAUAUUUUCUUCAGAACAAUCGAUUAUUACCCCAAUCAUCCGGGUUUUAUUGCGAUUUCCAUCAGCGAAUGGACGAAUCAAAUCUCUCCAAAUAUCAAUGUUGUAUAACUCACAAUGUUCGACUUCUGUAAGCUUUUUUUUCAUCAGGAGCCGAAUUCAUUUAUGAAAAUCCCCCAGAAAAUCUUAAUUCCAGUCACGUUUUCCUGGAUAUUUGCAAAGAGAAUGGCCUCCAAACCUUCAAUCAACACUACAAUCCAACAAUUCAUAAUCUAUGUGAGCAGAAACAAGAGGCGGUUGCGAAUUUGCCAAUGGCUCCAAGUAUUGAUAAACCUCAAGCGAAUCAGCCUGUUCGAGCAGCUGAACCUGCGAAUAUUUAUGAAAAUGCGCCGAUUGGUGAUUUGCAUCCGAUGAUACGAUAUUUUAAUAGGGGAUCAGGUGAGACUCGACUUUUUCUGAAAUUGCAGUUAUCCUAUGACGUGGCAAAGUUGAAAAUUAUCUUCAAAAAUGAUUUUCAUGCAAAUCUGAGGUUUAGGUUCAAUUUUUCGGAUUUUUGAAUUUCAGAGUUGCUAGACCCAAAUUUCGUGCUGAAUAUGCUGGAAACAAUGAAAAUUGCUGAAAAUCAAGAUUUCCAACAUUUUCAGCUCAAAAUUUGAGCCUAGAAAGUCUCCGUGCCAAAAAUUACGAAAAUUUGGAUCAACCGAAUAAGUGUCAAAAAUAUCAUUUUUCUAUAUCAGAAUUUUGUGCUAAAAAUGCUGAAAAUCGUGAUUUUAAACGAUUUUCAGUGUUUCCAGCGUUUUCAGCACAAAAAUCUGGUCUAGAAAACAAUUUUUGACAGUAAUCCAAAUUUUCGGAAUUUUUGGCACAAUUUUCUACAAUAGCUUUUGAAAAGUUGCUAGACCAAAAUUUCGUCCUGAAAAACAUUGGAAACGCUGAAAAUUGCUGAAAAUCAAGAUUUCCAGCGUUUUCAGCACGAAAUUUGAGGCUAGAAAGUCUCCGUGCCAAAAAUUACGAAAAUUUGGAUCAACCGAAUAAGUGUCAAAAAUAUUAUUUUUCUAUAUCAGAAUUUUGUGCUGAAAAAUGCUGAAAAUCAUGAUUUUCAACGAUUUUCAGUGUUUCCAGCGUUUUCAGCAUAAAAAUCCGAUCUAGACAACUAUUUUUGACAGAAAUAACCCUGUAAGGUACAUUUAUUCUACCCAAAACCUAUUUUUUUCAUAUGAAAAUUGAGAUUUUCUGAGCAAACUUUGGAGCUCAGACUGGAGCUCAGCAGCUAAUUUUUGCGGGAUAAUGAUCAGCGCGUCGAGUUACCUAACACUGAAUUUACCUUAUUUCAAAGCCCGUUAUCACCCGAAUGCACCCUUAAUUCCUAUGACGUGGCGACUUUGGGAGGUCAAAACUCGCUUUCAAAAAAGUUUUCAUGAAAAUCUGAUAGGAUAGGGUUGUUCAGAAGGUUUAGGUUCAAUUUUUCGGAUUUUUGAAUUAUCUAAAGUCCCGCCACGUCAUAACUCAUAUUAGACUACCAGAAAACGUAUAUUUUAUUAAAAACGCUUAAUUAUUCAAUAAAAAAUCAACAAAAUGAUCGAUUGGUUCAACAAUAAUUGGAAUCAAAAUCAAUCCUGAAGUUGUUGAAAAUCUUCUUCGAAAUUUCGGUUGAAACAAUCGAGUUCUAGCCAUCAGGAAGUUCAGGGAGUAACAAAAUCGAUUGAUGAUUAAACCCGGCAAAAUCAAGGAGGCUAGAAUUUGCCAAGACAAAGUGUGACCAGCAGCCAGAAUUCUAUGAGAUUUUGUGUGCUGAAAAUGAAAAAAAAAAAGUUUUUUUAUGGAUUUACCUUAUCCAUCAGUGAAUUAGCGACUCUAAGGCGAUAUUUAGGCUAAACCUUACCAUAGUUUGAUUAAUUGUAUCACCUGCAAUAUAUCCAAACGUAAUGACAUACGAAAAUUUGACGAAAAUUGGUUUGAUCAAAAAUCGACAAGCUUCUCCGAUAUCAUUUGCGUAGCAUGGAAAGUUGGAAUUUUUAUCAAAAAAAUUGAAAAUUUUGAGCCUAACGAGGGAAGUGUGUGACCAGUCCCCGGAAAUUUUCAAUGAGACCUAUGUUUUUUAGGUCAGUUUUUCACGCUGAUAAAGCUCCUGUUUUGCUGAACGACUCUCUGAAGAGCCCAAAAAUGAGCCCAAAGUUGAGAAUUUCCUGAAAAUCGCGUUUUUGAGAGCCCAUAACUCAUGUUAGAAAUUAUUUUUAUGGAAAACUGAAUGCAUCACGUUGUUCAGGAGGGUCGAUUUACCAAAGUCACAAGUUUUGACAAAAUUUUCCAAAAAUUUUCAAAUGUGCAAUCCAUGAGCCUAUUUUUCUGAGCCACAAAAUUUUUUUCUGAAAAAGCAUGGACUUACUAAUCAAAAAUUUGUGACUUUGGUAAAUCGACCCUCCUGAACAACAUGAUGCAUUCAGUUUUCCAUAAAAAUAAUUUCUAACAUGAGUUAUGGGCUCUCAAAAACGCGAUUUUCAGGAAAUUCUCAACUUUGGGCUCAUUUUUGGGCUCUUCAGAGAGUCGUUCAGCAAAAACUGAAAACAGGAUCUUUAUCAGUGUGAAAAACUGACCUAAAAAACAUAGGUCUCAUUGAAAAUCUCCGGGGACUGGUCACACACUUCCCUCGUAAGCACUUACCUAAAUAUCUAAUUGGAUAUUGUCGAAAAAUAUCGCCUCCCUCGUUUUUCUCCUUCAUUUUUUAAAAAUAAGAAAUGAGGAAAUUCGGAUAGAUAAACGUGAAAUAAUUUUAGAAUUUUUGUUUUUUUCAAAUUUUCUCUGAAAUUUGUGGCGAAAAUGUAUUUAAAAAAUAUUUUCUCCAAAUUUCUACCAAAUGUCCGUUUCAGGACCUUAAAUUCCCAAUUUUUUUAGAUCUCAAAGCGAUUUUCUUAACAUGAGCAAUACCUUAGUUAAGGUUAACAUGAGCAACAUCAUUUCAAGGCUUAAAAUAAUGCCCUUAACAUAACCAGCUUAUUUUUAGGUUUAAAAUCACUAUGAAUUUAGUGUCAGAAUAAUGCUCUUAACAUGAGCAAUACCUUAGUUAAGGUUAACAUGAGCAACAUUAUUUUUAAGCUUCAAAUAAUUCUGUUAACAUGAGCAAUACCGAUAAAAAAAAUGGUUAAAAAAGUCUUCUAGUUCUCAUGUGCUUUUAAAAAGUGCCGAAAAUUCGAAGAAAAUCUGAAAUUCUCGAAUAAAAUCUGAAAUUUUAUCAGAAAAAUUUAAAAAUUAGAAAAUUCCUACGAUUUUCAGCCCAAACCUCAAAAAUCCCAAUUUUCCCAUCUCCAUGAAAAUCUGAAAUUUUUAAAUAAAAAUUCAAAAAUUUGAAAAUUCCUACUUAGUUAAGAUUAACAUGAGAAACAUCACUUUUGAGCUUAAAAUAAUGCUCUUAACAUGAGAAACAUAAUUUUUAAGCUUAAAAUACUAAUCUUUUUGGUCCUGAAACCAUUUUUAGUCAACAAUUUUUUGAAAAAAAUGAAUGUUCUUCUCGAAUAAAAUCUGAAACUUCUAUGAUUCUCAGCCCAAAAAAUCCCCAAUUUUCCGUUUGCAGACAUCGAAUUCUGUCGCGAAAUGCUGGCCCUCUACGAUUCCUCAUCCGACGAAGAAGAAGACGAAACGCGUCGAGAAAACAGAUACAAUCUGAGUGAACUUCAACUUCAUUCAACCAACAACAAUCAGCAGAUUCGACAACUCAACGACGGUUUUCCACGAAUUCGUUGCAUCAAUAAUUCGACACAGAAUACGAUUAUUAAUUCGGCGAAUCGUGAAAACAAUAUUCCAACAACAUCUUCAGCUUCAGCUUCUAAUUCUAAUUCUCAAAAUCAAAAUAAUGAAAGAAUUCCUCAACCAACACGAUUCGAUCCACCACAACAAGAACCAGGGUUUGGCAAUAGUUUUGCACGCGAGUUGAGAGAAUUGAAACUUCAAGCCGAAGAUUCCAAGUGAGUUAUUCUGAUUUGAUUUUUCACGGCCUUUUACAGGGUAAAAAAUUACCCUGGUAAAGACCGUGUUCCCGAUUUUCAGACAAUAUCUCUACACACCUGAUCCAACUCGUCAAAAGCUCAAAAUUCUCGAAAUCUUCACCUCCGACAAAACCGACGAUUUCUACAAUUGGAUUCCAAAUGAAGAUUUCUCUGAUGGUAAGCAUCCUCGAAGUGAAUCUUCAAAAAAAAAAUCAAUAUUUUCAGCCAAAGCUUACAAUCAUCACCCGGCAAUUUAUCCACGAGACUAA
Molecule: messenger RNA, 6183 nt
Organism: Caenorhabditis angaria
Lineage: Eukaryota; Metazoa; Nematoda; Chromadorea; Rhabditida; Rhabditidae
Source: the annotation of a GenBank genome assembly